AUGUCGCUCGGCUCAAUGGCUCAGAUCGAUAUUGAACCCAACCCAAAUCUCCCUUCGAACAUAUAUAUUCGUCCACCACUCCCACCUACUUGUGUCGAUACUUCUCAUGACGACUGCGUCAAAUUGACUCGUCUUCAAAAUAAGCUUGAUCAUCUUCAAGUCAUGGAGGAUUACAUUAAACUUGAGACAAGAAAUCUCGAAAGAGAACUGCUUCACGCACAGGAAGAGGUGAAACGUAUUCAAGCGGUGCCGCUGGUUAUCGGUCAAUUCCUGGAGGCCGUCGAUAAUGAUCAUGCGAUCGUCGGCAGUACAACAGGAUCCAACUACUUUGUCCGAGUUCUCUCCACUCUUGAUCGUGAGCUAUUGAAGCCAGGAUGCUCGGUUUCUCUUCACAAAUACUCGAAUGCUCUGGUCGAUGUGCUCCCGCCAGAGGCCGACAGCUCCAUUCAAAUGCUCCGUCCUGAUGAGAAGCCAGAUGUCUCAUAUUCGGAUAUCGGAGGUCUCGAUAUGCAGAAACAGGAAGUUCGAGAGGCCGUUGAGCUUCCACUGACUCACGGAGAACUUUAUCAACAAAUCGGAAUCGAUCCCCCAAGAGGAGUUCUCAUGUACGGACCACCGGGAUGUGGAAAGACUAUGCUUGCGAAGGCAGUCGCUGCGAACACCGCUGCAUCGUUCAUCCGUGUCGUCGGUUCGGAAUUCGUUCAGAAGUAUCUUGGAGAAGGACCACGAAUGGUGCGUGAUGUGUUCCGUCUGGCCAAAGAGAACAGCCCGUCGAUCAUCUUUAUCGACGAAAUCGAUGCCAUUGCCACAAAACGGUUCGACGCGCAAACUGGAGCUGAUCGUGAGGUCCAACGUAUUCUUCUCGAAUUACUCAAUCAAAUGGAUGGUUUCGACCAGAGCACCAAUAUCAAAGUGAUCAUGGCCACCAAUCGACAGGACACUCUCGAUCCCGCUCUUCUCCGUCCUGGACGUCUCGACCGAAAAAUCGAGUUCCCAUUGCCGGAUCGUCGUCAAAAACGUCUCGUUUUCUCCACCGUAUGUGGUCGUAUGAAUCUCUCCGAUGACGUUGAUUUGGAAGAUUGGGUCGCUCGACCAGACAAGAUUUCUGGAGCUGACAUCAACGCGAUCUGUCAAGAAGCUGGCAUGCAAGCUGUUCGCGAGAACCGCUACGUUGUGCUCACGAAGGAUUUGGAGAAGGCUUAUAAGAAUGUCGUCAAAAAGGACACCAACGAGUUUGAUUUCUACAAGUAA
This is a messenger RNA of Caenorhabditis remanei, 1251 nucleotides long. RefSeq lists its product as uncharacterized. The record is from RefSeq and is a predicted model, not a curated record. Gene Ontology annotation, biological process: proteasome-mediated ubiquitin-dependent protein catabolic process. Gene Ontology annotation, molecular function: ATP binding; proteasome-activating activity; ATP hydrolysis activity. Bases 1 to 1251 code for a protein of 416 amino acids. Lineage: Eukaryota; Metazoa; Nematoda; Chromadorea; Rhabditida; Rhabditidae. Gene Ontology annotation, cellular component: proteasome regulatory particle, base subcomplex. The transcript has 3 exons.